Messenger RNA from Lotus japonicus, 740 nucleotides. RefSeq names its product probable histone H2A.3. The record is from RefSeq and is a predicted model, not a curated record. NCBI's taxonomy places the organism in Eukaryota, Viridiplantae, Streptophyta, Magnoliopsida, Fabales, Fabaceae. The coding region runs from base 110 to 511 and encodes 133 amino acids. Gene Ontology annotation, molecular function: structural constituent of chromatin; protein heterodimerization activity; DNA binding. Gene Ontology annotation, cellular component: nucleosome. The transcript is spliced from 2 exons.
ACUCAUAUACACUUCCUUCAUUGCUGUUCUCUCUGUGAUUCGAACUCAUCAGUUUCUUCCCUACUCAAACCGCUUCACCCUCUUCGAAUUCCGCGAUUGUUCAUCAACAAUGGCAGGUCGAGGCAAAACCCUAGGAUCCAGCGCCGCCAAGAAGGCUACCUCACGGAGCAGCAAAGCCGGCCUCCAAUUCCCCGUCGGCCGUAUCGCCCGGUUCCUCAAGGCCGGCAAAUACGCCGAGCGUGUCGGCGCCGGCGCCCCCGUCUACCUCGCCGCCGUCCUUGAAUAUCUCGCCGCUGAGGUUCUUGAAUUGGCUGGAAACGCUGCAAGGGAUAACAAGAAGACUAGAAUUGUGCCUCGCCAUAUCCAAUUGGCAGUGAGGAAUGAUGAAGAAUUGAGCAAGCUUCUGGGAGAUGUGACUAUUGCUAAUGGCGGUGUGAUGCCCAACAUCCACAACCUCUUGCUCCCCAAGAAGGCUGGUGGGUCUAAAGCCGCUGCUGCUGAUGAUGAAUAGACGAUGCUGCUGCUGAUGAAUCAUGAACUGCGAUUGAAUUUGAUGACUUUAGUUUUUUUAAUUUGCCCCUUUUGGUUGUUAGGUUCGAACACUGGUUGAUCAAUGUGGUUUCUAGUUGAAGUUAGGUUUUCUGUUAGGUGUUGUGAAUAUAAAUUAUAUUCAGUUUGCUUCCUAUUAAGAUGGUGUUCUAAUUUUAUAUAAAUUUCCCCCCUUUAAAAUUGAUUAGAUA